GAGUGGUCAUGAUUGCAUCCUGCACUGUUACUGUGUAGUGUAGGUUUUCUUGUAAAGAGAUGACUUCUGUGCUCCACCUUGGUUGUUCCUGUUGUGGUAAUUGAUACUCGUUUAAAGUAAUAUUAAUCCUGUUGAGAAAUGACAGAGCCAGGUACAUGUAUGUGGGACUGUGUGGUUGUUGGUGCAGGGGUCAUGGGUUCAGCCACAAGUCUACAGCUGGUGCAAAAUGGAGCCAGAACCCUACUUCUGGAGCAGUUUUGUCUCCCCCAUUCCCGUGGAAGUUCGUGGGGCCAGACCAGGGCGACGCGUAAGUCGUACAAGCAGGAACACUAUGCCAGGAUGGCGGCAGGGUCCAACAGACUGUGGAGGCAGGUGGAGAUGGAAACUGGCACCAAACUCACUGUAGAUGCGAGACAUUUCGCUUGGGGCCGACCAGAAAACCCAAUACUACAGGACAUCCAGGAAAACCUGCAGAAGGUCGGAGUUCACUCCAAACUUCUGACCAAUCAGGAGCUCCAACGAGAGUUCCCCAUGCUGCGUUUCCCCGGCGACUACGUGGGCGUGUCAGAGGAGGGGGCAGGACUCAUCAAGGCAGACCAGGCUGUCAGGGCUCUGCAGGACCUGUUUGUCCAGAAGGGUGGCUGUCUGAGAGAUGGUGAGGCAGUGACAGGGAUCACACCAGGGCCGACAGUUACAGUUGUCACGUCCGAGAGAACCAUACAGACCAGACGUUUGGUGUUGACCUGUGGCCCGUGGACAAGCAAGCUGCUCGACGGUCUUGGGCUGGAGCUACCCCUAGAAACACUCCGCAUCAACGUGUGCUACUGGAAAGAGAGAGAACCUUCCUCCCACUCCCUGCAGUCUAACUUCCCUGUGUUUAAGGAUGAGGAGACAGGGGUGUAUGGGAUGCCCUGCUUCGAGUAUCCUGACAUGAUGAAGAUCACACGGCACACAGGACAUGCGGCAGACCCAGACAACAGGGACGCCAACAUGCAGGCAGACUUGACCUUCGACCUGCGGUUCUUGAGCGACUUUGUCAGGAAAUUCUUCCCGGGUCUGUACGACAAGCCAAGCAUCGUGGAGACUUGCAUGUAUACGAACACACCAGAUGGAGAGUACAUUCUAGACAGACACCCUGGACACAGGAAUAUUGUCAUUGGGGCUGGCUUCUCAGGGCAUGGAUUCAAGCUGGCACCCAUGGUGGGGAAGUUACUGUGUGAGCUGACGUUGGACAAACCUCCCAGUUUGGACAUGGCCCCCUUCAGACUGGACAGGUUCACUUCCAGAAAGGCUGUGUCAAAACUGUGAUGUGUACGUUAACAUUACAUGCAAGUCUACUGAGAUACAUAUUAAAUGUUGCUGUUUUUUGGUGCAAUGGUAAAAAAUGAAAUUAUGCAUAAUUCAUAAUUAUUUAUCUAGAAAUAUAUGUCGAAAGAAAUACCACUACCAAGUAAGUAGGUAGAAACAUCGUAAAAACGAAGAAAUAAUUACGUA
Branchiostoma belcheri (Belcher's lancelet) is the source of this 1494-nucleotide messenger RNA. RefSeq names its product peroxisomal sarcosine oxidase-like. Gene Ontology annotation, cellular component: peroxisome. Lineage: Eukaryota; Metazoa; Chordata; Leptocardii; Amphioxiformes; Branchiostomatidae. Bases 139 to 1308 code for a protein of 389 amino acids. The transcript has 8 exons. Gene Ontology annotation, molecular function: flavin adenine dinucleotide binding; sarcosine oxidase activity; L-pipecolate oxidase activity. The record is from RefSeq and is a predicted model, not a curated record.